UUUAAUUCACGUCUGUUUCUUCGAUCUCACGUAUGACAACACACCAGCAGCCAAAUCAAAGAGACUCCAGACUUUGUAGCCUAAUUGAAGUGAGACACGUGCUUUAAUCACUACUGCUGCUGAUUUUCCGCAUUUUGAAUCAACGAAGAGGCUGUGUGAAGCUAGAAUGUCGUUUCCCGUGCUGAAAAACGACAGGCUGUUGAGGGCCGCUCGCGGCGAGGAGGUCGACAAAAUUCCCGUGUGGGUCAUGCGUCAAGCAGGAAGAUACCUACCAGAAUUCCGUGAAUUGCGUUCGAGACACGACUUUUUCACAAUUUGCCAAACACCGGAGUUGGCUGCAGAAAUCACCCUUCAACCGAUCCAAAGGUUCGAUCUAGAUGCUGCCAUUAUCUUUUCCGAUAUUUUGGUCAUUCCUCAAGCCCUUGGAAUGGUGGUUGAAAUGAGACCUGGAGUUGGCCCAGUUUUGCCGGAACCUUUAGAAACCCCAACUGAUUUACAAAGACUUCAACACCCUGUUGACGUGAAUGCAACCCUUGGUUACGUUUUCAAAGCUAUAACUUUGACUAGGCACAGACUGGAGGGAAAAGUUCCCCUUAUUGGAUUCUCUGGUGCUCCGUGGACACUGAUGGGCUACAUGAUUGAGGGAGGUGGGACAAAGACCAUGUCCAAGGCAAAAGCGUGGCUUUACCAAUAUCCAGAGGCCAGCAAAGAGCUUCUGCAGCUUCUUACUGAUGUGACUGUGGACUAUCUUGUAGGCCAGGUGCAAGCUGGUGCUCAGCUGUUACAACUGUUUGAAUCAAAUGCCGACUUUUUGGGUCCUGCUCUGUUCUACCAGUUUGCCUUGCCUGCCAUUGCGGAAAUAAACCAGAGAGUGAAAGAAAAAUGCAAGCAGCUCAAACUUGAAAUUGUGCCAAUGACGAUUUUUGCCAAAGGAGCACACUACGCUCUAGAGGAGCUAUCCAAGUGUGGCUACGACGUGAUCAGUCUGGACUGGACUUUGGACCCAGAGCAGUCCAGGCAGAGAGUGGGGCCUAACAUCACGCUGCAGGGCAACCUUGAUCCCUGCGCCCUAUACGCACCAAACGUAACUCUGGAGGGCGCGGUCAGAGAAAUGGUGAAUAAAUUCGGCAAGAAGCGGUACAUCGCGAAUCUUGGGCAUGGAAUUUAUCCAGACAUGGACCCGGAGAGUGUCAGAAUCUUCAUAGACACCAUUCACAGCUUCUAAUUACGAUUGAGGAAAAUUUUGAUAUAAAAUAUUAAUUCAAAUAAAGGUUGUUGAUUUUGUUAAAAA
Molecule: messenger RNA, 1291 nt
Organism: Cloeon dipterum
Lineage: Eukaryota; Metazoa; Arthropoda; Insecta; Ephemeroptera; Baetidae
Gene: Urod
Product: uroporphyrinogen decarboxylase
Exons: 8
Coding region: 167-1225 (352 amino acids)
Biological process (GO): heme biosynthetic process
Cellular component (GO): cytosol
Molecular function (GO): uroporphyrinogen decarboxylase activity
Source: RefSeq, a predicted model, not a curated record